AUGGCAGACGAAAUCCACGACUCGACCGCCGCCGGUACAGCUAAGGAGAACAUACCCACCAUGUCCAACCCGAUGGAUAACAUUCACGGCAACGUGGAGGAUAUCUCGAACAAAGCGAGCGGUUACAAGGCCGCCAUUUCCAACCCCAACACCAAACCCAGCACGAAGGAGAAUGCAAAGGAGAUGCUCGAGAAAUUGGGGGGUGAGGAUGCGUUCAUGAAGAACAAUGGGAAGGGGGAGUAG
Letharia columbiana is the source of this 243-nucleotide messenger RNA. RefSeq lists its product as uncharacterized. Bases 1 to 243 code for a protein of 80 amino acids. The record is from RefSeq and is a predicted model, not a curated record. Lineage: Eukaryota; Fungi; Ascomycota; Lecanoromycetes; Lecanorales; Parmeliaceae. The transcript has 2 exons.